Zingiber officinale is the source of this 1452-nucleotide messenger RNA. RefSeq names its product rac-like GTP-binding protein RHO1. Gene Ontology annotation, cellular component: cell cortex; cell projection; plasma membrane. Lineage: Eukaryota; Viridiplantae; Streptophyta; Magnoliopsida; Zingiberales; Zingiberaceae. The transcript is spliced from 7 exons. The record is from RefSeq and is a predicted model, not a curated record. Gene Ontology annotation, biological process: establishment or maintenance of cell polarity; regulation of cell shape; small GTPase-mediated signal transduction. Bases 496 to 1083 code for a protein of 195 amino acids. Gene Ontology annotation, molecular function: GTP binding; GTPase activity; protein kinase binding.
AUUUCUCUGCUCCGCCACUUCUUCUUCCUCCUCCGUAGUCUACGCUGCGCCCUCGCUUCUCUCACUCUCUCCCUCUCUCCCUCUAUAAAUUCCUCUAGCUCGAUCCCCAAUAGGCAUCGCAUUGCAGACCUCCUCUCCUAAAUCCUUCGCCUGCUUGUGGCUUCUCCCUGCUUUCCCUCUCUGGCCUCUGCUUACGAACGCGGGACUUCCUCUUGCUUCUAACAGGCGUGCCACGCUUGUUGAGGUUACGUGGGAGUGAGCUUCGAGAAGCAUCUGGCAUCUUCCGGGUGUGCUGCGCUUGUUGAGGCGACGUGGAAUUAGGCUUCGAAGAGAUUCUUGCGUCUGCCCCGCUUGUUGAGGUUCGUGGGAUUGGGCUUCGGAUAGUCGCUUUCGUCUUUCAGGUGCAUUUGCGCUUGCUGUGGCCGCGCGGGAUUGGGCUUCGAAUAGCUGCAGAAGCGAAAAAAAAAGGCAGUCUUUUAGGGUUGUGAGGAGGAGAUGAGUGCAUCGAGGUUCAUCAAGUGCGUCACCGUGGGCGACGGCGCCGUCGGCAAGACCUGCAUGCUCAUAUCCUACACCAGCAACACAUUUCCCACGGAUUACGUUCCAACUGUGUUCGACAAUUUCAGUGCGAAUGUGAUUGUUGAUGGGAACACAGUUAAUUUGGGCCUCUGGGAUACUGCAGGUCAAGAGGAUUACAACAGACUCCGACCAUUGAGCUACCGAGGCGCCGAUGUCUUUCUACUAGCCUUCUCUUUGAUAAGUAAAGCUAGCUACGAGAAUGUGGCCAAGAAGUGGAUUCCUGAACUGAAGCACUACGCGCCUGGUGUGCCGGUUAUUCUCGUCGGGACAAAACUUGAUCUUCGUGAUGACAAACAGUUUUUCAUCGAUCACCCUGGUGCUCAACCAAUAAGUAAUGCUCAGGGAGAAGAGCUGAAAAGAACUAUUGAAGCACCUGCCUAUAUUGAGUGCAGUUCGAAGAGCCAACAAAAUAUUAAGGGGGUUUUCGAUAUGGCUAUCAAGGUGGUUCUUCAACCUCCCAAACAAAAGAAAAAUAAGGGGAAGGGUCUGUGCUCUAUUCUAUGAAUAUGAACACAGCCACCAUUCUCAUAGUCGCUAGCUUGAUUUAGGGAAAUAGGUGUAUAUUAACUAACAGCUGCAAUUCAUGGAAGCAUUGGGUGUGGUUUUCUUUCGCGAUCAUGAAGCAUAUCACUUCUUGAGUUUGAAUCUUUCCGUCCUCAGCAGGUUGAUAAGCAGUGAUCUUCUACAAGCGACAUGCCUAAUCUUAUCACAUACUGUUUGUUUAGGUUUACAAAUUCAAGCUUGAUGUUUGUUUGUUGGCUUCUUGUUUAAAAAUCUUUUUUUGUCCAAUGCCCUCUGUGUCCACGUGAUGUGAGUUUUGUUUUGGUUGACUCUGCUCCUAAUAAAUUGUAUUGAUCUUAUUCGAAAACUUUU